This is a messenger RNA of Vollenhovia emeryi, 4192 nucleotides long. RefSeq names its product oxysterol-binding protein-related protein 8 (gene Orp8). The record is from RefSeq and is a predicted model, not a curated record. Lineage: Eukaryota; Metazoa; Arthropoda; Insecta; Hymenoptera; Formicidae. The transcript is spliced from 16 exons. Gene Ontology annotation, cellular component: cytosol; intracellular membrane-bounded organelle; membrane. Bases 158 to 2884 code for a protein of 908 amino acids. Gene Ontology annotation, molecular function: cholesterol binding.
GUUAUUCCCCGUGGAUCUAUCUUUACGGACUGCCCCUCCCCGCCCUCCCCUCUUCCCACUCCACCGUGCCGCGGACCGACGCGGAAGAGAGAUGUAGCGCGUGUCCUCCGCGCGGGAUCGUGGUUCACGCGGACUGUCGAUCCUAGAGACCCGUACGAUGAGCGGCUCGCAGCCGAUCGUGGUGCCCGGCGGCGAGCACCAACGUCCGCAGCCGGAGACCCAUUCCGUGCCGGUCGGGAGUUCAGCGGACAACUUCAAGACGAUGACACCGCCGAACGUCAGUCGUUCCCUCAGCCAACCAGCGGACCGGCAACCCCGAAGAGGCAGCGUCCAAGCACAGUCUACACCAUUACCUAAACUUCCAUCAACCGAGUCCCUUUCGACAAGCAUAAAUAUUACCGCCGGUGCACCUCCAGUCUCUCCAGGAAUCUCUGGAAUGGGCGAAGGUAAUCAAAAAAUGGAUAAUUCGUCAGACAAGUCGAUGGAUUCCUGCAAAUUAACGCGAAAGGAAUCGUACAAGGCUCAGAGAAAGAAUUAUCGAAUGGAAAAGAAAAGAGUAGCCGACGAACUUUUAAGUUCUUUCAGAGAUCCAACCGUUAUUGUUAUGAGUGACUGGUUAAAAGUUCGCGGCACAUUGAAAAGUUGGACCAAGCUAUGGUGUAUUCUGAAACCUGGAUUAUUGUUGCUGUAUAAAAGUCCAAAAAUAAAGAGUAACCACUGGGUGGGAACGGUACUACUCAAUACAUGUCAAGUCAUAGAACGUCCGAGUAAGAAAGAUGGAUUUUGUUUUAAAGUAUUUCAUCCUUUGGAGCAAUCUAUAUGGGCUCCUCGAGGGCCGGAGAAAGAAACUAUUGGUGCUGUUGUACAGCCUUUGCCAACAUCUUACUUAAUCUUUCGAGCACCGUCCCAAGCGGCUGGCAAAUGUUGGUUGGACGCACUUGAAUUGUCGUUACGCUGUUCUUCGUUAAUAGUGCGCUCGACAAGCGCAUUACCGCGUCCUUUGCCACACGAUGCGACCACCACUCAUGAAACUCAAUGGAGCGAGGCUGAUUAUGAAAAGCACUUUGAUGAUCAUGAGUAUGAUACCCGUCAAGUAGUAACGCUAGAUCCUGUAUACACCUCGCAUACAGACCUGGACGAUAUUAGUCAGCCCGAGAAUGGAGUAGUAGCUGAUGCUGAAAUCAGUGCAUCGGACAGCGAGUCUGAGGCAUCGGCCAAGGAAGAUCAAUCGUCAGAACCAAUCACCGAAACGCCAUACGUAGCUAAUGAAAAUGAAAUCUUUGGAACGGCCGGCGAAGUCGUUACGGAACUGCAGGAAGAGCAAAAGUCUUUAAUAUGGUUCUUAAUGAAACAAGUUCGUCCCGGCAUGGAUCUGUCUAAAGUUGUAUUGCCAACAUUUAUUUUGGAAUCGCGUUCAUUUCUGGAAAAACUGGCUGAUUCGUAUUAUCAUGCUGAUUUAUUGUCCCAAGCAGUGUUGGAAGAUGAUGCAUUUACGCGUAUGAAAGCCGUAGUGAAGUGGUACUUAUCGGGAUUUUACAAGAAACCACAAGGAUUGAAGAAGCCAUACAAUCCGCUUUUGGGCGAAACAUUCCGCUGCUAUUGGCAACAUCCCAAUGGUUCAAGAACAUUUUAUUUGGCCGAACAACUGUCGCAUCAUCCACCUAUCUCAGGAUUUUAUGUGACAAAUCGCCAAGAUGGAUUUACAAUUGGCGCUACGAUUAUUGCAAAGUCUAAAUUUUAUGGAAAUUCAACUUCUGCAGUUUUGGAUGGUAUCGCCGUAUUAACGAUGCUGCCGAGAGGUGAAGAUUAUACAAUGACAAUUCCUUAUGCACAUUGCAAGGGCAUUCUUAUGGGAACACUAUCGAUGGAACUUGGUGGAAAAGUAAACAUAAUAUGCGAGAAAACCGGCUAUCACACUGAAUUAGAGUUUAAACUCAAGCCGUUUCUUGGCGGUACGGAAUUAAUGAAUCAAGUUGUGGGACGAAUACGUCUUGGAAAGGAAACACUAGCUACUAUUUCGGGAUAUUGGGAUGGAUUGAUUUUAAUAACAGACAAGCGGACAGGACAGGAAAAUGUUUUCUUUAAUCCGACUCCGGAAGUACGUAAAAAGAGAUUGAGGAAAUUUUCCGUUCCUAUGGAACAUCAGGGACCGUGGGAAAGCGAAAAGUUGUGGCUAGCUGUUACACACGCUAUUAAUGCGGACGAUCAGGUUGCCGCUACUGAGGCUAAGACUCGACUUGAGGAAGCACAAAGAGAACGCGCUAAAGAGCGAAAGAGUCUAGGACAAGAAUGGAUCCCAAAAUAUUUCGUUCAAGACAUUAUAACUGGAAAUUGGGUUUAUCGACAUGCUGAUGUAAGACCGUGGGAUCCGAGAAAUGAUGUGGUACAAUACGAAGAAGAUUAUGUAGUGCGCACAAAAACCAGGCAUAAAACACCUAUUAUGCGUACUGGUAGUAUUGUUUCUACUGAACCACAGUCACAGAUUCCAUUGUUACAAGCUGAAUCACGUUCCUCCUUAUCAGUGCUCAAAUCUUCUAAGAGACAACUAUCAAAUAAUAUGCCUUUGACAGGAGCUCAUGACUCUGGAAGCUCAUCUGCAGAAGCACAUACUGAUUCUAGUCAAUCCAUAGGAAAAAGAAGACGUUCAACUGCUAGGUUAAUUGACAUAAUGAAAGGAAUAGAGCAUCAAAUGAUAGAUCAUGGUGAAAAAUUGAAUCGUAUACAGCUGAUUGUAGAGCAAGUUGUAAGGAAGCAAAGAGAGUCUGGAGAACAGCAUCACAACAUAAAUAUGUUCAAAAGUUUCGUGGAAACUUUACUUAUUAUUGUUAUUGUUUUCUGCGUGCAAUAUUUUGUAAACAUAUGGAAUAACGAUCCAAAAGGUUGAGGGAUUUAAUAAGAUCGUUUUCCACAGCUUUUGUGUCACACUCGUUGAAUGAUACGAAUGUAUCAAUCGUUUUCCUAUUUCCUACAAUUCUUGCAGUGUGGUGUCGGUACCUCAUAAUCAUGGUGAAGUGAAUCGUUUUGCGGAAAAAAUAUAAUUGUUAUUUCAAGCUCGAUAUAUGCGACGCAUUCUCAUCGAUAUAGAAAUAAGAUAUCAAGAGAAAAAAAUAUAUUAGACAAAAAUUCUAUAUGUUAGAUCCAGUGCAAUGGUAUUUUGUUAUAGUUGCAGAGGUAAGAAAAUUUAAGUAUAGAACAACUAACAAUCUAAUAUGAGCUUAUACUGUAUAUAGGGCUUAGGUAUAAUGCUGGAAGAGCUAUAAUAGUUCUCGAAUUACUAAUAUUACUAUUGCAACCAGCCGGUACCAAAUUGUAAUAUAAUUACGUAAUUGUUGUAAAAAUAUUGUUCAGACGUCAUUUUCGCAACUAAUUUAUUAUGAAUCCCGCUAUAUUCAAAUCUGUAUUAAUAUAUGAUGUAAUAGCGUAUUGUAAUUUGAUUCUGAUGUGAUAUCAAAUUUUUAAUAAUCUACAUUAAGCUGUCUCACUUAUAUUUGUAAAUCGAUUACCUUUGGUUGACUAUCGGUUAAUUUGUGUCGGAAUAUUCUAUAUAAUAUUCAUUAAAAUUUUCCCUAAAACUCUAGCAUAGGAAGCUUAUGAUAUUUUGUAUUUUAUUUACCGCUAAGCUUGUCAUGUGAUAUCUUGAUAAUGUAGUAAUAGUAUCAGACUUGUACAUAUGAAGGAAUCUAUGCAAUUCGCUUGAUAUUACAUUGGACACGACAAGAUUUUUAAACAAUCAUUAAGCAUAUUUAUGUAAUUUUUGGAAACUUUAAAUUCAAUAAAAUAGUAUAGUUUACUAAACCAUUUUAUGACAUGUUACCUAAUUAUGUAAUUACGCACGAAUUAUUUAAAAAUUAUAAGAGAAACGUAAAUAAUUCGCCGAAAGGCAUUUUAGUAUAUUAAUUUACACUAGUACUUUUUAAUUGUAUAUUAAAAAUGAUUUUAUCUGGUCAUUGUCUGCAUAUAUUUUUUAAUUACACUAAUAUUUUAUUAACUUGUUUUUUAAUUAUAAAAAGGAAGAGGCAAAGCUUUUCCUAAUAUAUAUUAGGAAAAGCACAUAUAUAUUUACUUUAAACUAUUAUCAAUUAAUACCACUAAUAUUAUAUGUACGCAAAGAAAACUACAUGUGUUAAAAUGUAAGCUAAAUGCGCAUGUAAAUUUCGAUGUAUAAUAUAACUGAAGUAUUGAUCUUUUCGAA